GAAACCUUAUUUUUUAACUGUGCUAUGGAAUAGAAGCAGGAGGGUUUUCCACCAAGUGACAGUCACUGAGCUGAACUUACCCCCUCCUCCUUUCCACACCUGCAAAGCCUUUUGCCUGGGUUGAAUAUUUAGUUUAAUUACAUCUCAGCUUUGAGAGCUCCUGUUGCAAAUCCCUGGAUUAAAAGGUCCUGCUCAGAGUCAAUGAACUAAGCCAUGAGGCUGGCUCUCCUCUUCGUCCUACUGCUGCCGAUAUGCUUGGCCAAGCCAUUCCACCAAAAGGGCUUGUUCGACUUUAUGCUGGAAGAUGAAGGGUCUGCUGAUUUGCCUCCAACAGAGGAUCCUAUGCUAACUGGAUUUGGACCAGUAUGUCCCUUCCGCUGCCAGUGUCACCUUCGCGUGGUGCAGUGCUCUGACUUAGGUCUGGAUAAAGUGCCAAAGGACCUUCCCCCUGACACAACUCUGCUGGAUUUACAGAAUAACAAAAUCACUGAAAUUAAGGAAGGGGAUUUCAAGAACUUGAAGAAUCUUCAUGCAUUGAUCCUUGUUAACAACAAAAUCAGCAAAAUAAACCCAGCAGCUUUUGCUCCUCUAAAAAAGCUGGAAAGACUUUAUCUGUCCAAGAACAACCUGAAGGAACUUCCAGAAAACAUGCCAAAGUCUCUUCAGGAGAUACGUGCUCAUGAGAACGAGAUCUCCAAACUGAGGAAGGUGGUCUUUAAUGGACUGAAUCAAGUGAUUGUUCUAGAACUAGGCACCAAUCCACUCAAGAGUUCAGGCAUUGAAAAUGGAGCUUUUCAGGGGAUGAAGAGGCUCUCCUAUAUCCGUAUCGCAGAUACCAACAUUACGAGCAUCCCCAAAGGGCUUCCUCCAUCCCUUACUGAACUUCACCUUGAUGGCAACAAAAUCAACAAAAUUGAUGCUGACAGUCUGUCUGGACUCACCAACUUGGCUAAACUGGGUCUUAGUUUCAACAGUAUUUCUUCAGUGGAAAAUGGCUCUCUUAACAACGUGCCUCAUCUGAGAGAGCUUCAUCUGAAUAAUAAUGAACUUCCCAGAGUGCCGGGUGGGCUGGGUGAGCACAAAUACAUCCAGGUCGUCUAUCUUCAUAACAACAAAAUUGCUUCGGUUGGUAUCAACGACUUUUGCCCUCUUGGCUACAACACCAAAAAGGCUACCUACUCCGGUGUGAGUCUCUUUAGCAACCCUGUGCAAUACUGGGAAAUCCAGCCCUCUGCUUUCCGAUGUAUCCAUGAACGCUCUGCGAUACAGAUUGGAAAUUACAAAUAGAUUUCUAAAGAUGGGGUUCAGUUGCAUUUCAGCUAAAGUACCUGUUGUAAUAGGCCUGUUUAAAAAUUGUUGCUAACAAGUAAAGCCAAAUACCAGAAACUUCACUGUAAAGUGGAGAUAAUCCAUUGAUGUAAAAGAAAUGAAUCAUUACAGAUGUACAAGAUCAAGUGUACCACCAAAAAGAAUUGCCGACUGUGCUUUAAUCUGACUUAUUUCAGCCUUCUUUUCCAGCAUGCUUUCUGUGGUAUUUAUCAGUUUGCUGAAUGCUACAGGUUCUCAGAUUCCACUGUAUAUGAGAUUCGGGGUAAAUAUUUGUCAAUCUAUGAUAUAUAUAUAAAAAAAAGAUAACGAUUGAGGGUAUUUUUAUAGCCACACAAGAAAAAUGGCAGAGGAAAAAAGAUGACUCUCAACCUAUUUUUUAUUCUUGGAGAGAGUUAGCCCCUUUAAACUUACUUAAAGCCCUGGAGGUUUAAAAAUAUCCAUUAUAAUACUAAGCUAAUUCUGAAUGUAUCUAUUUAGCAGAGGCAAAUAAAGUUGUUGCUAAUGUCAUUAUUUUGAGAAAAAUAAAAUAAAGACAUAUCAUACACAUACUUCUUUUAAGUUUGCAAUUUUUCUUGAGCAAUGCUAUUCAGAAUUAGGCUAAUAUAAUCCUAAUGAACAAGAUAAAGAAUAGUUUGCAGUACAAAACAUUUAAUCUAUGUCUGGAUCUCACUAAGUAAAUUUCUCUAGGACAAAUCUGUCUCACCUUAGUCACAAGAGCAGCUUCACUGAUUUCAGUGAGACUACAUUGCAGAGUAAGGUGUUAGGGUUUAGUCAUCAGUACCAAACCAUGUAUAUAUCUAAUCCAAAAAUAACAGCAGUGCAGCAUUCCCUUGCUCUGCGAUGUACAUUGGUCUGCAUUCCUUACCUUUCUCAGUAUUUAAACUAUGUUUCUGAUCGCCAAGUAGAGUUAUGCAGGUUCCCCCUGUGAAGAAUUUCUGGGAUUUAGAUUAUAAGCAAAACCAUAGCCAUAGUGAAAUAGGAGGUGAAAUAACUACAAGGCCUGGCUGAAAGUUGCUGGGGCAUCAUUCAUAGAAGUAUCUUCUGAGAAUGAUUGAAAGUCCUCUGCAAAUUGGGAUUCUUCAACCCACACCAGUGGGCAGUAAGCACGUCAAAGGUAGGCUGCACAUUUCUACUGUCAGCCUACAAAGUUAAAUGUAUGCUCAGUCCAAAUGUCACACUAAAAUAGUCUUCAGCCUCUUAAUUCUCCAAAGUCAAUCUCUCUAAUUUGUAAAACUUGUAUGUCAUUUAUAUUAAAGAAUACUGUAAUACAGGCAAA
Molecule: messenger RNA, 2605 nt
Organism: Rhea pennata
Lineage: Eukaryota; Metazoa; Chordata; Aves; Rheiformes; Rheidae
Gene: DCN
Product: decorin
Exons: 8
Coding region: 214-1287 (357 amino acids)
Molecular function (GO): protein binding
Source: RefSeq, a predicted model, not a curated record